Molecule: messenger RNA, 1828 nt
Organism: Durio zibethinus
Lineage: Eukaryota; Viridiplantae; Streptophyta; Magnoliopsida; Malvales; Malvaceae
Product: protein TIC 20-v, chloroplastic-like
Source: RefSeq, a predicted model, not a curated record
UCAUUAAUCAUUUAAUUAUAAUCAUUACAUGAUUCUAAUAAAUAAUAAUAACAAUUAGUGGCAGUAGUAUAAAACGGAAUCAUUUCUCUUCACAAGUAUAUAAUGUUGGCAAAUUUUCGGCAAAAUUUUCUCAUUUUUCCUCAAUGAAGUAGAUAUUCCUAGUCAAUCAUAAGGCAAUAACCAACGCCUUACAUAUCUUUUUUUUUCCUCCUUUCCCUUCCUCUCUGAACUUUGCUUCUGCUUUUCUGCAAGAUCUUCACUUUUUACAUCCAAAACGAUUCAAAGCAGGAUGCUUUUAUUCAAUCCUCUCACUUUACAACCAACUCUAACCUUAUCUCCAAAAACCCAUUACUCCCCUUCACUUUCAUAUCUCAAAAAGCACACAUCUUUUUUCACCGUACCAAACUUUCCCAACAAAGGAAAUAACCCAACAAGAAGAAAACUUUUCAUGGUCCAAGCUAAAGGUGAUGACUCAGCUGAUGGUCCAGACAGGCUGAUUUCAGCAAUAUGUUAUUUUUAUCCUUUCUUUGAUGGCAUACAAUAUGGCAAGUAUGUUAUAACACAAUUCUCUCCAAUUCAAGUGCUUAUACAACCACUUUUCCCAGCUAUUAAAGUGUUCAAAAGCUUUCCCUUAAAUGGGUUUUUAGUGUUUUUAACUUUGUACUUUGUGGUUGUUAGGAAUCGAAAUUUUAGUAGGUAUGUGAGGUUUAACACUAUGCAGGCAAUCGUGCUUGAUGUUUUGUUGAUAUUUCCUGAUCUCCUGGAGAGGAGUUUCAAUCCAAGAGAUGGGUUGGGUUUGGAUUUGGUGAUGAGCCUGGAUAGCACUGUGUUUUUGUUCCUUUUGGUUUGUUUGAUUUAUGGUUCAUCUUCUUGCUUGUUCGGGCAGUUACCAAGAUUGCCAAUUGUUGCUGAAGCUGCUGAUAGGCAAGUUCUUUGAUGGCCUUUAUUUGGUUAUUGAUGUUUAAAUUGAGAUUUAAUUGUUAGAAAUUUUGGCAUCUGGAUUUAGUUGGCCAAAAGAGAAGCAAGAUAUACAUCUUUUAGAUGCUUUCAUUAUUGUUUUAUGUUCAAUUUAGUUUCUCAUUGUUGGUUUUUAUGUUCAAUUUAGUUUCUCAUUGUUGGUUUUCUGUCUCUCUCUCUGGUUUUAAAGUUGGAUAAGAUUAGUGGAAUUGUAUAUUGGCAAAUUUGCUAGCUACACUGCUAAACUGGGAAUGAUUUGCAAAUUAAGUGGUUUAUUUCUUGUUUCAUUUGGCAUACUCUGAAAAUGUGCAAUGAGUUCCUUGAGCAUUUUAUCCUAGUCCAAGGGCCAGCUGUAGUUCACAUUUCACAAUCCACAAAGAUUAGGCCAUUUCCUAUAUAGAUUCUGGCUAUUUCAUUAUUGCUUUUUGUUAGAUUUGCUGUGGGAGACUAAAACCCUUCUCCAUUCUCCUUUAAGAUAAAAUUGAAACACAGUUUUGGGCAUUUUGCCAUUCAAUAUGAUGACCCGAAGCUUUAAACCAUUGCAGUUGCUGAUAAUCUGAUAUAAUUUAACUAAUUAAAAACAAAUCCAAGCAUGCUUAAACCCCCAAGAUAUUGGGAGCUAGAGAGGAGAUUUCAAGUUUAAUGCUCUAGUUUAUUACUCUUGAAAGGUGCAUCCAUUGAGAAGAACCAUCUGGCGUCCGAUAUAAUAUCAAAUAAAGCUUGGGUGAUUUCUGUAUUUUCAGUUUCCUCUGCUAUGUUAUUUCUUCAUCUUACAACCUUUCCUUUGGUUUCUUGUUUCUAUUUUGUGAUAUGCAAUUGAGCUUAACUGAAGAGAAAUUAAAUACAUUAUACUAUUAUUUUAUUUUUUUAA